AUGAAUACCUCAGACAAACAGGGGGCACCUCCUUCCACAGUGACGGAUGCCGUCCUGGUCCCUUCAAAUGAAAUGCCGAGAGAUGCCCAGAAAGUCGAAGAGCUGGAUUUCAACAAGUUUGCUGGACGACCAAUCACUGUUGAUGACCUGAUGAGUGGAAUGAAUUACAUGGGGUUCCAAGCAAGCUCAAUAGGAGAAGCAGUGCGAAUUAUCAAUGGCAUGAGAGCAUGGCAAGAUCCAGAAACUGGUGAUAAGACCACCAUCUUUCUUGGUUAUACGUCGAACCUUAUUUCUUCCGGCCUUCGAGGCACCCUCCGUUAUCUAGCUCAGCACAAACAUAUUUCAGCUAUUGUGACCACGGCUGGCGGCAUCGAGGAAGACCUUAUCAAAUGUCUUGGAGAUACAUACAUGGGCUCGUUCUCCACACCCGGAGCUGAACUCCGGAGCAAAGGUCUCAACCGAAUUGGGAAUCUCAUUGUCCCCAAUAACAAUUACUGCCUGUUCGAAGAUUGGGUUGUCCCUAUUCUAGACAAAAUGUUGGAAGAGCAGGAAGCAAGCAAAAGCACAGAUGAGCCCAUCAACUGGACACCUUCGAAAGUCAUCCAGCGACUUGGGAAGGAGAUCAACGACGAACGCUCUGUCUAUUACUGGGCAUACAAGAACGACAUCCCUGUGUUCUGCCCUGCACUCACAGAUGGAAGUCUGGGAGACAUGCUGUACUUUCAUACUUUCAAAGCCUCGCCUUUACAGCUGAAGAUUGACAUUGUCGAGGACAUUCGAAAAAUCAACACUAUUGCUGUGCGUGCUAAGAGAGCAGGGAUGAUCAUCCUAGGAGGCGGAGUUGUGAAACACCAUGUUGCCAACGCUUGCUUGAUGAGAAACGGUGCAGAGAGUGCAGUAUACAUCAAUACAGCGCAAGAAUUUGACGGGAGCGAUGCUGGUGCUAGACCUGAUGAAGCUGUCAGCUGGGGGAAGAUCAAGGUUGGAGCUGAUAGUGUGAAGGUUUACGUCGAGGCAACGGCUUGCUUCCCGUUGAUUGUUGCUGCAACAUUCGCAAAGGACGCAAGUAAACCUUGA
Molecule: messenger RNA, 1077 nt
Organism: Mollisia scopiformis
Lineage: Eukaryota; Fungi; Ascomycota; Leotiomycetes; Helotiales; Mollisiaceae
Product: deoxyhypusine synthase
Exons: 3
Coding region: 1-1077 (358 amino acids)
Biological process (GO): peptidyl-hypusine biosynthetic process
Cellular component (GO): cytoplasm
Molecular function (GO): deoxyhypusine synthase activity
Source: RefSeq, a predicted model, not a curated record